Messenger RNA from Perkinsus marinus ATCC 50983, 156 nucleotides. RefSeq lists its product as hypothetical. NCBI's taxonomy places the organism in Eukaryota, Perkinsozoa, Perkinsida, Perkinsidae. The coding region runs from base 1 to 156 and encodes 51 amino acids. The record is from RefSeq and is a predicted model, not a curated record. The transcript has a single exon.
AUGCGUUUCGGUGUCAGGCACGGUAGACAGAUUGAGGCUCAUAUGCAGGCUGCCCCAAUGCCCAGGCCUGUUGGUGUUAAGUAUGAUCCCGGCAACCUCUCUAUGAACUCCAUCGAUUGUAUAUCCCUUCAUGUUGUAAAUGCAGGAAGGCGGUAG